GGGAGGGACUGGGCGGGCCUUGCUCAUACCAGCCUGGUGGGCGGGCUCAGGCUAAGUUUCAUUUCCCGCCACUGCAACCAGCAGCAAGGCCCAGCCAGCGUGCACCCGGAGUCAUUGCUGCCUGUCCGCUGGCUGCUUGGCUCGGCAGCAGAACCCAGCAUGGGCUCUCAGGCCCUGCCUCCAGGUCCCAUGCAGACCCUCAUCUUCUUGGACUUGGAGGCCACUGGACUGCCCUUCUCCCAGCCCAAGAUCACGGAGCUGUGCCUGCUGGCCGUCCACAGAUGUGCCCUGGAGAGCCCUCCCAGCCCACAGGGGCCUCCUCCCACGGUGCCCCCGCCCCCCCGCGUGGUGGACAAGCUCUCCCUGUGUGUGGCUCCGGGGAAGGCCUGUAGCCCUGCAGCCAGCGAGAUCACGGGCCUGAGCACAGCUGCGCUGGCAGUGCACGGGCGUCAGAGCUUCGACGCCGGCCUGGUCAACCUGCUCCAAGCCUUCUUGCAGCGCCAGCCGCAGCCCUGGUGCCUCGUGGCACACAACGGUGACCGCUACGACUUCCCCCUCCUCCAGGCAGAGCUGGCCGUGCUGGGCCUUGCCAGUGCUCUAGACGGCACCUUCUGUGUGGAUAGCAUCGCUGCCCUGAAGGCCCUGGAGCAGGCUGGCAGCCCCCCGAAGCAGGGCCCGAGGAGGAGCUACAGCCUGGGUAGCAUCUACACGCGCCUGUACGGGCAGGCCCCGCCGGACUCGCACACGGCCGAGGGGGACGUCCUGGCCCUGCUCAGCAUCUGUCAGUGGAGGCCGCGGGCCCUGCUGCACUGGGUGGACGCGCACGCCCGGCCCUUCAGCACCGUCAAGCCGAUGUACGGGGUCACAGCCUCUACUGGAACCAACUCAGGGCCAUCUGCUGCUACAGACACCGCACUCCUGGCCAGAGCCAGGGACACCGGUCCCAACCCUGGACGAAGCAAGAGGCCCAAGGUACUCCCUCCAACGAAGGGCCCUGCAGCCUCACUCCAGGAAAGACUGCUGGCCCCACUGGGGCUGCUGACCUUGCUGACCGUGGCCGUAGCCACACUGUAUGCGUUGUCGCUGGCCACACCUGAGCAAUAAGCCAAGGAAAGUCUGACUAAUAAAGACCCCGCAGUACCAAGUGGUC
This is a messenger RNA of Pteropus alecto (black flying fox), 1150 nucleotides long. It is a transcript of the gene TREX1, whose product is annotated as three prime repair exonuclease 1. The coding region runs from base 160 to 1104 and encodes 314 amino acids. Gene Ontology annotation, cellular component: cytoplasm. Gene Ontology annotation, molecular function: 3'-5'-DNA exonuclease activity; nucleic acid binding. NCBI's taxonomy places the organism in Eukaryota, Metazoa, Chordata, Mammalia, Chiroptera, Pteropodidae. Gene Ontology annotation, biological process: DNA catabolic process. The record is from RefSeq and is a predicted model, not a curated record. The transcript has 2 exons.